This is a messenger RNA of Athalia rosae (coleseed sawfly), 1945 nucleotides long. RefSeq names its product AP-1 complex subunit sigma-2 (gene AP-1sigma). Gene Ontology annotation, cellular component: AP-1 adaptor complex; membrane coat; intracellular membrane-bounded organelle. Gene Ontology annotation, biological process: intracellular protein transport; vesicle-mediated transport. The record is from RefSeq and is a predicted model, not a curated record. Gene Ontology annotation, molecular function: clathrin-cargo adaptor activity. The coding region runs from base 251 to 724 and encodes 157 amino acids. NCBI's taxonomy places the organism in Eukaryota, Metazoa, Arthropoda, Insecta, Hymenoptera, Athaliidae. The transcript is spliced from 5 exons.
GCCAGAUUAGUUUUCAUUUUACCAUUACAACAGAGAAGUUAAUAGCAGCGCUAGGUGGAAGAAAGAACUCCCUUGUGCUGGUGAUAGAUAGCGACAGUGUAAUAUAUGCUCUAAGUUUGGCUUUAAGGACAGUGUCGAAACAGUAUAAGGAGUAGAUGGUGUCGAUGUAAUAACAUAGAGAAGAAUUGUAGCUGUGGCAUAAGAAUAUUUGUUUAAUCAACUCUACUUGCUACUUUAUCGUAUCAAAAAGAUGAUGCAAUUUAUGCUAUUAUUUAGCCGUCAGGGCAAGCUACGGCUUCAAAAAUGGUACGUGGCUCAUCCAGACAAACUGAAAAAAAAGAUUACGCGAGAAUUAAUAACUACUAUAUUAGCACGAAAACCAAAAAUGUCUAGCUUUCUUGAAUGGAAAGACGUCAAAGUUGUAUAUAAGAGGUACGCUAGCUUGUACUUCUGCUGUGCUAUAGAACAAAACGACAAUGAACUUCUGACUCUGGAAAUUAUUCAUCGUUACGUCGAACUAUUGGACAAAUACUUUGGCAGUGUGUGCGAGUUGGAUAUAAUCUUCAAUUUUGAAAAGGCCUACUUUAUUUUGGAUGAACUGUUGGUCGGUGGUGAGAUACAGGAAACGAGUAAAAAAAAUGUGCUGAAGGCUAUCGCUGCCCAGGAUCUACUGCAGGAGGAGGAGACUCCGCAAGGAUUUUUCGAAGACCACGGGUUGGGAUAAUUUCCAUGCACAUGCAGAUGCACAAGACAUCAUCAUCUUCGAUUUGUGCAUCUUAUCAAAACAGGAAAACAUUCCAUUUUAUUAUUCGUUCGUUUUAAUAUAAUCAGGGGUUUCAUUCGAAAUCAAUUUCUACAAUUUUAACGCAGUGCAUACUUUUACUUGUUUACUAUUCAAAUAGUUGCAUUUAUUAUUUUUAUUCUAGUAUGUAGUUAAUUAGGAUAAGAUCGUCACGGAAAAGAUACGGGGGCUGCUUUCUCCGCAAUGGAUUUCGUAUUUCAUCGCGCGGAGGGUGACUCAAGUUUCACCAGCUUUUUGCUUAUCGGGAAUUUAUUCGGAAGUAAUACUCUUUAUGAUUUGAAAACUUGAUAUUUGCUUAUUUUCGGUUCUCUUCAAAUUACUAUGCAUUCACCAAAUAGUCGCUAAAUAUUAGUAAUGCAGGUAGAAUUAUAUUUCGGUUUAUCAGCAAUAUAGUGUCUUAACAGUGAAACUGUUAGAAAGUGUUAGGUAGAACAAAUAGAACGCACACGACUUGUGAUUUUUUGCUAGCAUCAAAAGAAAAAUUUGAAACAGUUCAACAAUCUACAAGCCAUUAUAUUUCAUGUAGUUUCAAUAAUUGUCGGAUCAUCUGAUCCGAUAGUUUAAUAAAUUAUUGAGUUUAUUAAAAAUUAAAUAUCGGUAGAUUCAUGAACGUGGACCACGAUUUCUAAGAUUAUUCCAAACGUAUAGCGGUAGCUUUUUGCUAAUCUAUUAUUAAUUAUCGCGACUUUUAAUAGCAGCGAAUAAUCACAGAAUACAUAUUGUAUUCUCUUUUAUCGUCCGAUAGAAGUUUCUUUUUCCAUUUACUCAACUAUAAGUGCUAUGAUGAUGAUAUUUACUCGUGAGUUUGACAUGGAUUGCUAUACUUAUGUUAGGCUAUUACCCGCAAAUUUGAAUAAUUUUUUUCAUUUUUCAUGAUCUUUCUUUGCUAUAGAUAAAGUAAUACAUACCUAUGCAAUUCUUGUACUUAAUUCACGUAAAUCGAAUUUCGGUGAUAUGUAUACUAUGAUACUAUACUUACGUCGGUGAUUUAUCACACGGCAUAUGUAUUAUUUAUGUAAUUAAUACUUUAGUAACGUGCAAUAAGCAUAUUAAAAUCAAGUAUUAUUUCUGUAGAACGUGCUUUAUGCUCCGUCCACAAUCAGCUAUCGGUAACAAUAAUAAUGUUAAUAUUGAUGAUCAGAA